Messenger RNA from Huiozyma naganishii CBS 8797, 885 nucleotides. RefSeq names its product RNA methyltransferase (gene TGS1). Gene Ontology annotation, molecular function: RNA cap trimethylguanosine synthase activity. Lineage: Eukaryota; Fungi; Ascomycota; Saccharomycetes; Saccharomycetales; Saccharomycetaceae. Gene Ontology annotation, biological process: 7-methylguanosine RNA capping; 7-methylguanosine cap hypermethylation. Gene Ontology annotation, cellular component: nucleus. The record is from RefSeq and is a predicted model, not a curated record. The coding region runs from base 1 to 885 and encodes 294 amino acids. The transcript has a single exon.
AUGGGUAAAAAAGUGAUACACGCGGCUCAUUUUGAGCGUUCCUUGAAAAAAAGAUCGCCCAAGAGAUUCCAACGGCUAAAACCGGAUUUGGAAAACGAGACGUUCAAAGUCAUCUCGAAUCGUAAACUCAAAAACCCGAAACUGUUCAAAUACUGGAAGAAUAGGGUUAGGAUCUUCUCCAAAAUACACGAGAACAACAUACACCUGACAGAGGCUCUGUGGUUCAGUGUCACUCCGGAAUCCAUUUCGAAGUUUGUAGCGCAAUUCGCCAAGUCGUGCCUGCCCGAUGCCCGAUGCAUACUGGAUGUCUGUUGCGGUGGUGGUGGGAAUACAAUCCAGUUUGCCCAGCUGUUUCCCAGAGUAAUAGGGGUAGACAACGAUCUGUCACACCUGUACUGCUGCGUGAUGAACUGUCGUGCAUACAACGUCGAAAAAUCCGUGUGGUUAAAAUAUGGACCUUGGAACAGCGAUAUCUCGCUUGGUAAAGAUGUCACAGUCGAUUGUAUCUUCUCAUCUCCACCUUGGGGCGGGCCCGAGUACUUGCAUGCCGAUAAAUACGACUUGGAAAAAUCCUUGCAGCCUGGUGGAAUCACGUACCUGCUUCGAAGUUUUGCCAAGUUCACACAAAAUAUAAUUCUGUUCCUCCCCAGGAACUCUAAUCUUCAACAAAUUGCAAGCUCUACGAGAUCCGUCUUCGGUCCGCUUGCCAAAUGUAAAGUGCUGUACGUGAAGGAUAACGGAUAUUUGAAGGGGAUAAUGUGCAUGUGGGGGGCACCAUUCUUAAACUAUAACACUGCAUCAUCGGAUGAGGAGCCAAGUGACGAACCGAAAUCGGUGACACAACCUGCGGGAAACACUUCAGAGCUAUACGAUAUCAAUGGCUAG